AUGGCCGCUCUGCCCGAGCCUCCCCCCGAUACCCGGCGCCGCGCUGCCCGAGUCUUCGCCCGGUCCCCGGGGCCCCGCUGCCCGAGUCUCCCCCGGUCCCAGGGCCGCACUGCCCGAGUCCGCCCCCGAUGCCCGGGGCCGCGCUCUCCGAGUCUCCCCCUCGGUCCCAUGGCCGCUCUGCCCGAGCCUCCCCCCGAUACCCGGCGCCGCGCUGCCCGAGUUUCUCUGCUUCUCUCCCCAGUCUCUGUCACCCUGGAUGUGGAAACGGCGCAUCCGGCGCUCGAUGUGUCUGAGGAUCGGAAGAGUGUGAGAUACACCGAUACCCGGAGGGAUCUCCCUGACACCGGGAAGAGGUUCACAGACUGGGCUUGUGUGCUGGGAUCGGAGGGAUUCACAUCGGGGAGACAUUACUGGGAGGUGGAGGUGAUGGGGAAUCGGUGGUGGUAUCUGGGAGUCGCCGCAGAGUCUGUGAUGAGGAAGGGAAAGUUCACAGUGAGUCCGGAGACCGGAUUCUGGAUCAUCGGGCGGUUUGAUGACGUGUUCGGGGUUCUCACCUCCCCUGUGUCCCGUCUCUCUGCCGAUCCCAUCCCCGGGAGGGUGGGAGUUUAUCUCAGUUACGAGUCCGGGACAGUUUCAUUUUACGACGCGGAGACCAAGUCCCAUCUCCACACCUUCACUGGGAAUAAAGUCACGGAGAAACUUUAUCCUUUCUUCGGGUUUGGAUAUGAAAACGAAUGGCUGAGAAUCUGCUCCGGUUCCGCUGCGGGUCUGUAAACGGGUCGGGUCCCGGGACCGGUGUCAGGAGUCAGUCAGUGUAAAUAUAAAUGUGCGGAGAGUGAAAUAAACACGAUGUGAGAAUUAUCGAUCCAUUAAUUUUAACUGCUUUACCGCAUCCGUCAACGGAACAGAAACACUGCGGAUUCAGCAGCAGCCGCGGGCGGCGGGUCCUGAGCUCCCCGGCUCCUCCGGGUGCUAAAGUCCACCGGGACUGACAGGGUAACUGGGGCAAGUGGGGGUGGUACUGACUGGGAGAGGGAGGUCAGGGUGAAACUUGGAAACACGGGACUCCCAGCGCCUGGGUCUCCCAGCGUGUCCGGUAACAUUUAUGGAGGGAAAUGGGCAGGUGAGGGGCGGAUCCAGGUGAGGGGUAAUAGCUGAGGGAGGGGUGAUAGAUGAGGGACGGGUGGAAAUGUGUCAGAAAUUGGGAGGUGAGAGGUGUCAGUAACAAAGGGCAGAAGAUUUUGGAAUCUGACAGGAGGGGAAAGUGACCCCAGAGUAAAGGGAGGGAGGUGGGGAGGAGUGUGUGGGUGAUGGGCAGAUGGAGAGGGUGGGGAGGAGUGUGUGGGUGAUGGGCAGAUGGGGAUGGUGGGGAGGAGUGUGUGGGUGAUGGGCAGAUGGAGA
Messenger RNA from Hypanus sabinus (Atlantic stingray), 1401 nucleotides. Its product is annotated as E3 ubiquitin-protein ligase TRIM39-like. The record is from RefSeq and is a predicted model, not a curated record. Lineage: Eukaryota; Metazoa; Chordata; Chondrichthyes; Myliobatiformes; Dasyatidae. Gene Ontology annotation, molecular function: protein binding. The transcript is spliced from 2 exons. Bases 1 to 774 code for a protein of 257 amino acids.